CAGCCACACUAAACUGAAAGGACUAUAACCACUGUCACAAUGUGCAAAGGACUAGCUAUGCUGCCGGCCACAUACCUUGAAAGGUACAUAAUUCUUCAUUGUACCAUUUACCUGGAUUAAGAUGGACAGAGUAAAAAUGAAAGAACUUAAGGCUCGCAUUGGGAGCUUUCUCAAGAGCCACGACUGGAGUCUCCCCUGCUUGUCCUUUAAAGGAGGAAAACCCAGACCUACCUUGGAGGAAUGUUUGCAGUGGAAAGAAUCUUUUGAAAAGCUUCUGUCGAGCAAACAUGGAUUGUAUGCCUUCAGGGCCUUCUUGACUUCAGAGUUCAGUGAGGAGAACAUUGCCUUUUACCUCGCCUGUGAAGACUUCAAAAAGACCAAAUUAGUAGCCAAGCUUCCAUCCAAGGCAGAGAGAAUAUACAAUGAGUUCAUUGGGACUGAAGCACCCAGAGAGGUUAAUAUUGACCAUGAGACCCAGGAGAUAACCAAAGCCAACUUGCUUCACCCCAAAACAUCCUGCUUUGACCUGGCGCAGUACCGGAUCUAUAUCCUAAUGGAGAAAGAUUGCUAUCCACGGUUCCUGCGGUCAUCUGUAUACCGAGACCUCAUCAACCAGCUCACACUCAACAAGCAGUGUCCAAUGUGCCAGAAAAAGGCUUGAACCACGCAGGUGACCACAACCACCAUUUCUAAUCAUAAGAGAGAGAGAGAGAGAGAGGUCGGCAGAGUCCAACAGAGAAGAAGUGUGGAACACAAAGAUGGUAGAGGACCACUGUAGGACGUAAGGAUGGUGGUUCUACACGAACGGUUGGAGGUUCGAGGACAGUUCCCGACCAAAGACGGGACAGGUGGAGACAGACUGCCCCUGCAUGCCUGGGGAAGAGGGGCCGAGACAGGAAGUAGCGGUUACGGAGGAGAGUCGAAGACCGCCGCCUCCUAUAUGUGCAGACAGAGUGAAUGUUCAGAAACAGGAAAAGCACUUAUGCAACCCGGAGAAGCUGCUGCUAAGGGGAGCUGACUAAAAAUGGACUCAGAGAGAUGGAGGCUUGAUGCACUCCAUGUACACCAGAGUUCAAAUAUACAUAACUUUGAGGGGGUUUUUUUACUAGAAUUGUAUUUAUUUAUUUAUUUAUUUGUUGAUGUGUUAAAAAGUCACCAAAAAAGCUCAUUGAACGUGAAUUUAAAAUGUCUUUGAAGAUAGGGAAAGAUGUGCAAUACUUUUUUCCAUCUCUCUUUCCAAUGGAAAACGGAAUAAAAUAUUUAAAUUGAAA
This is a messenger RNA of Sardina pilchardus (European sardine), 1271 nucleotides long. It is a transcript of the gene rgs16, whose product is annotated as regulator of G protein signaling 16. Bases 122 to 661 code for a protein of 179 amino acids. NCBI's taxonomy places the organism in Eukaryota, Metazoa, Chordata, Actinopteri, Clupeiformes, Clupeidae. The record is from RefSeq and is a predicted model, not a curated record. The transcript is spliced from 5 exons.